Baudoinia panamericana UAMH 10762 is the source of this 303-nucleotide messenger RNA. RefSeq lists its product as uncharacterized. The transcript is spliced from 3 exons. Gene Ontology annotation, cellular component: mitochondrion. Lineage: Eukaryota; Fungi; Ascomycota; Dothideomycetes; Mycosphaerellales; Teratosphaeriaceae. Bases 1 to 303 code for a protein of 100 amino acids. The record is from RefSeq and is a predicted model, not a curated record.
AUGAAGGCUGCUCGGCGACUCUACGCCACUAUCUCGUCCGGCAAUGAUGUGAAGGGCAAACCUUUCCUCACGCUUGAACAUUUCGUGCAACGUAGCCGAGCGCUUGCCCUGUGGCGGGAUAUUGUUCGCUCAAUUCACCAGCUUCCAAAAUCUUCGACGCGCGAGGAACUUCGAACCUUCGCCCGGGGCGAGUUCGAACGGAAUAAGUUCGUGCAUGACCUUGGCCAUAUCCGCUACCUAAUCUCCACUGGCAAGACGCAGUUCGACAGUAUGCGACGGUACCUCGAGCAGAACGCCUUGUAG